Messenger RNA from Aspergillus puulaauensis, 738 nucleotides. RefSeq names its product rhamnogalacturonan acetylesterase RgaE. The transcript is spliced from 2 exons. The coding region runs from base 1 to 738 and encodes 245 amino acids. NCBI's taxonomy places the organism in Eukaryota, Fungi, Ascomycota, Eurotiomycetes, Eurotiales, Aspergillaceae. Gene Ontology annotation, molecular function: hydrolase activity, acting on ester bonds. The record is from RefSeq and is a predicted model, not a curated record.
AUGAAGUCCAUUGCCCUUUCUACUCUUUCUCUUCUCCCAUGCGCGCUGGCACAGACAGUAUACCUGGCUGGUGACUCCACCAUGGCGUCGAGCACUCCCGGAUGGGGCGACUACAUCGCGGACAGCCUCUCCGUCGAGAUCUCAAACCAGGCUGUCGGUGGCCGCAGCGCACGCUCCUACACCAGAGAGGGCCGUUUCCAGGCCAUCGCCGACUCUCUCCAAGAAGGUGACUACGUCGUCAUCGAGUUCGGACAUAACGACGGCGGUUCCCUUUCCGAAGACAACGGCCGCACAGACUGCCCAGGUACCGGUGACGAGACAUGUGAGACCACGUACGAUGGCGUCGCCGAAACCGUUCUUACCUUCCCCAAAUAUCUGGAGAACGCUGCGCAGCUGUUCCUGGAUAAGGGUGCUAAGGUCCUGAUCUCCAGCCAGACCCCGAACAACCCCUGGGAAACCGGCGAGUUUGUCUAUGGCGCGAGUCGCUUUGUUGAAUACGCCCAGUUGGCGGCUGAGACAGCAGGCGUUGAAUAUGUGGACCACGGGGCUUAUACAGCUGCCAUUUUCGAGUCGUUGGGUGCGGACACAGUCAACUCGUACUACCCUAACGACCACACCCACACCAAUGAUGCAGGCUCUGAUGUCGUUGCCGACGCAUUCCUGAAGGCUGUUACAUGCAGCAGUGUUGCUCUGAACGAUGUGUUGUCAACAAGUGAUUUCGCUGGCGAAUGCUUGUAG